Molecule: messenger RNA, 2296 nt
Organism: Hypomesus transpacificus
Lineage: Eukaryota; Metazoa; Chordata; Actinopteri; Osmeriformes; Osmeridae
Exons: 6
Coding region: 129-2108 (659 amino acids)
Source: RefSeq, a predicted model, not a curated record
UAUAACAAGAAGAAGAAGCACAACGUCCGAAAUUAAGCUGCUAAAACCCACAAUUUAACCGAUUCCCACAAUUGGAAUUCAAUUAAUCAUAUUUAAACAUUUCGCUCUUAGGUGUUGGAUCAUCAAAAAUGUCGGAAACAUGCCAUUUAAACCGGCAGAUCUCUUCAAUUAUGGACACUCUAGUCGAAGCAGCUGUGAGAGAUAUCUGUAAAGUUGUUAAGGACAGCUAUGCAGCGUUACGGUUCGAAGUAUUUAGAAGCGAAGAAGAAAUCAAAGACUUAAAGAGAAGGCUUAAAUUUGCCAAGUUUAGUAGUGAAACGGCGACCAGCGCUGUUCAGACGCUGGUCACUACCUCAUCGAGAAGAACCAACUGUCCCGCUAAUGUCAUGUCUGAUGAUGAUAAACAUGGGAACGUUAGCUAUGUUUAUCAAACCAAGCCUGAAACAGUUUUCACACCGGUCACACCCGAGGGUUCCAAGCAGAGCCCCUCAGGAAUGAACCUCAGCAUCAACGCUGAAGUAUGUCUGGCCGCCAGUAAGGACCAGCGCCACAUCACGUGCUUGCAGUUUGGAGAGAGUCCACGGAUAGAUAAGUGCACCACGUGCUGUUCCCUCUACCACUGCCCCUUCUGCCAGCCCUCUGUGUUCAAACCCAAUGAGUUCCACAGGAUCGUCCCCCACAUACAGACACAUCAGAGCCGAGCAAUCCACCAUGACGGGUUUGUAAUCUACAAGUGCAAUUUGACCUGUAGAAAGACGGCCCACUUCCAUUGUUGCUACUGCACUGAGACCAUUAUCAACAAAAGCUCCUUUCAGACUCACAUCCUAAACUGUCGACCACGGACGUCACGGCCUGCUGAACAAUCUCAACACCCUCCUCCUCCUCCUUUUUCUUCUCCUCCCAGCCCCAAAGGGCCCUCUGCAACCUCUCCUCCCAUCACUCCCACCCAGCGUGCCUCUCCAGCCCAGCACCCAGGCCACUCUCCCAGCCCCGGUCCUGACGCAUCUCCAGACAUGGCCGCCUCUCAACUGGAAUCUGAACCGGAAUCUCCGGAACACAUGUCCUUCAGCUACCCUCUGACCCCUGGGCUGGACUCCACCCCCACGGCGAGCCCAGCCCCCUCCUCAUCCGCGCUCACCCACUGCGCUCUGAGAAAGGACACUCCCGGCAAUUCUGCUGCAGCGACCAUGUCUGGGGCCCAGACACCAGAGAGGACGGAGCCAGCAUCGGGCUCUCCUGACCCCUGCAAGAUGCUAGAUCCAAGAAUAUCCAAGAUGCAGUGCCAAUUCUGUGGCAUCAUCCUGAACCGGAAGAAUUUCAAGGUCCACGUAAAGAGGAGGCACAAGGAGGAGUUUUUGGAGCUGUUGAACCAGGAAGUGCAUAACCGGGGUCCGGCGGACUCCAAGAUUUCCAGGGUCCAGUGCCAGCACUGCGGCGUGACGUUGAACAAAAAGAACUUCAAGGUGCACAUGAAGAGGAGGCACAGGGAGGAGGUCAGCCCGGAGUCUUGGGGGGAGGUCCUGAUGAAGUCGCUAGCAAUGGAGCGGCAGCCCCAAGGGGUCAUCCCUUGGAGGAAGGUCAAAGUUCGGUGCGAGCGCUGCGGCCUGACCCUGAGCAGGUGCAGCUUCCGGGAGCACAUGAGAAGGAAGCACCAUGAGGAAGUGAGCCUUUCCACUUUCCAAGAAGCGCUCAACAACUUUCUGGAGGACAUGGGGCUGGUUGCCGUGGAGACGGCGCUGUUCGCGUCGCACGGAGAGGAGGGCGGAGAAGACGAGGAGGAGGGGCGGGACGACCACAACGACCUAAGCCUGGAGGGAGGGGAGAAGCAAGCGGACCCCGAUGACUUCUUGUCUUUUGAGGCAGGACAGGCUACCAGACGAGGACAGGAGGAAAGACUUCUCACAAUGAUGAGCAGCCAAUGGUACCCUCCACUUAGGAAUCCUCAUUUCCUCGAGCUUCCUCUAGAGUCCAUGGUGUGGAUCUUCAGGGAAGUUAUCCGUUAUGACGGAAGGAGGGGCUACUGGAACCUCUCACUGGUCUGCAAAACCUUCCGCACCAUCCUGAGGAAUGACAUCAUACGAAACUACUCACUAGGUCAGACCUCCUGAACUCUUCAACUCAUUAACAGUUGAAGCCAAUGUGUGUUCAUGUACUACAGCCAGAGAUGGGAAGAUGAAUGUUAAUUGUAACGUUGCUACAAACCUAGGUAUAUAUGACCUAAAAUCGUGUGCAUUGUGUCAGAUUAUUCUGUAGCUGUAUUUUAUAAAUGAAAUAAAAGUAAAUACUGACCUAAAAA